AUGGGUAGACAGAUAGAUACUACUUUAAUUCUCUGUCAAAAGGAGAUAUGCGUUAAACGUUUAGAAUAUUUGGUUUAUGAUAAACAAAAAUACACAAUGCGUUGCCUUAUUGUAUUAAAAUAUUUGUAUUUGUAUUUAUUUGACUACAUCACCGAGCUUUCUUCAUGCUGCCGCGCUUGGUUAGUACAUGAAAAUAAACAAGCAUUACCACUGGAUACAGAAGGAGAGAAAGUGGAUUUAAAAAAGAUUGAAUAA
Messenger RNA from Echinococcus granulosus, 255 nucleotides. RefSeq lists its product as hypothetical. The record is from RefSeq and is a predicted model, not a curated record. NCBI's taxonomy places the organism in Eukaryota, Metazoa, Platyhelminthes, Cestoda, Cyclophyllidea, Taeniidae. Bases 1 to 255 code for a protein of 84 amino acids. The transcript is spliced from 3 exons.